Messenger RNA from Cydia strobilella, 3876 nucleotides. RefSeq names its product lipid scramblase CLPTM1L. Lineage: Eukaryota; Metazoa; Arthropoda; Insecta; Lepidoptera; Tortricidae. The transcript is spliced from 8 exons. The record is from RefSeq and is a predicted model, not a curated record. Gene Ontology annotation, cellular component: membrane; endomembrane system. Bases 89 to 1702 code for a protein of 537 amino acids.
CAAUUUAACUUGACAAAUCCAUACAGAAAACGAGAGGCAGCUAAAUUAAAUUCAAUUGUAUAGUAAUAGUUUUAUAAAUUAUUUCGUGAUGAAAUACAUCUCAGUUAGUUUGAUAUUAACUUUAAUAUUUGCUGGAUAUGUUAUUAAUACGAUAUGGACUCUAGCCGAAAUAUUCAUCCCGCCCGAAUGUAGUCGUGGCGAACGAUGUUUUAGUUCCUAUUUAGCUUCAGAUCCAGUCCAGCAUUUAGUUCUUUAUACCUCUGUUAGAGAAAAUCCGCACGACGGUGAUCCUGCCUCAGAAGCGGUGACAAAGGUGCAUACUUCGGUGAAUUUCGACUAUCGGAAUCCGGCUUCUAUUGAUGUCACACUGAAAAUUCCUCGCAAAACUCGCAAUAAUGGCACAUUGUUCAUGCAUGCGGUUCUCCUUGAUGAAGACCGGUUGUACAAGCAGUUUGAUGACAUCCAUAGAACAGAAACAUUGCAUACCUUGCCACUGAUCACAUUUAUUGAGCCACAGGCUGCCACAUUUAAUUUGUUAAAUAAAAAUACUGAAGAGAAAAAACCAAAGGUUCAAAAUGUAAAGCCCAUAGCUCAUAUAAACACCAUAGUUCCUGUGUCUGUGUUAACAGACAAUUUAAAUCUUCCUGUUAACAAAAUACCAGGGGAAUUGUACUCUUACAUAAGGUUACGCCACCGUAAGUUCUUGCCGAUUAUUCAGCACAAUGUUCUGAAAUCUCGACUAUCAAACCUUCAGCCGUUAAACAGCACCAGUUCUGAAGUGAACGUAACUGUCACCGUGUCACCGUCCUCAUAUGGCUCCUUACGUUUGGCCCUACAUGUUCGCUUGGCUCUGGAACAACUACAUAACCUAGGAUUUAGUGACAAAGAUGUUGAUGAUGUUAAGGGGAUCUUUGCUGAUACCAAUCUGUACCUGCUGUCUGCAACACUUUUGAUUGCUAGUUGUCAUUUGCUGUUCGACUUUCUGUCAUUCAAGAACGAUGUGUCAUUCUGGAGAAGCAAGCGCUCCCUGGGAGGACUCUCAACUCGCACCGUGCUAUGGCGCGCGUUCUCGCAGCUGGUCAUCUUCUUCUAUCUGCUGGACGAACACACGUCGCUGCUGGUGCUGGUGCCGGCCGGCGUCAGCGCGGUCAUUGAGCUAUGGAAGGUGACGAAGAUCCUUCACGUGCGCGUCUCCUGGUCGGGCUGGCGGCCCCGCAUAUGGCGCGACGUGGCGGACGCGGCCGAGCGCAGCACCGCCGCCGCCGACGCCGAGGCCAUGAGAUACCUGUCCAUGCUGCUGUACCCGCUGUGUCUCGCCGGCGCGGUCUACUCACUGCUCUACGAGCCCCACAAGAGUUGGUACUCCUGGGCGCUCCACAGCGUCGUGAACGGCGUGUACGCGUUCGGCUUCCUGUUCAUGCUGCCCCAACUGUUCGUCAACUACCGACUACGCUCCGUGGCCGCGCUACCGUGGCGCGCCUUCAUGUACAAGGCGUUCAACACGUUCAUUGACGAUGUGUUUGCUUUCAUUAUUACCAUGCCGACCGCGCAUCGAGUGGCUUGCUUUAGAGAUGAUUUGGUGUUCCUUGUCUACUUGUACCAACGAUGGUUAUACCCGGUGGACAAGUCGCGAACAGACUCCGCCGUCAGUAUGGAUGAGAACCCGGAAGAUUUGCAGCCGCUGAAAGAAAAAGCCGAAUAAGGUUUAUUAGUCCAAAUAGACCGUGAGAUGUUAAAAAAAACUUUUUGAAUUUGGAGAAAUCAUUUUGACCACUGCGCUCUUUAUUCACUGUACUAAUCUAAUUUGUGGUUACAGUGUCUUUCUUUAAUAUAAGAACGCCGUCGAUGGCCAAAAUACUCCAAAUAGGCUUUGUUAACAUCUCACGGACUUAAUAUGUCAUUUUGUAGAAAAGCUAGUUACCUACUGUCCGCGCGCGAAUUCCGUGCACGGCUGAGGAAUGUUAGGAAUGUUGGGCGUCAUGACAGAGUGGUGUCAUUUUGUACGUACGGGCGCGGCGCACACCCUCCCACUUCCUCGACGUCCGAAUGCACGGAAUUGGCGCGCGGACAGUAUUUGGUUAUUCCUAUAAUAUUUGAGACGACUGCUUGGUUAUAUGAGUAAGCGAAACGUACUGUUUAGGUAUUGUUAUUUAUUUGGCAUAUUUGCGGUACGUGUUCAGUCAGCAGCCAAAGUUGGUACGCAAUAUGGGUCAAAAUCCUUUUCGUUGUCUUGUUUUUUGGCGCCAAAAAAUGUGACGGAGUGUAGCUUUUUGUAUGAGAUGAAAUUUAGUUUUUAAUUUUUCGCAAGUAAAAUAUAAUCUAUAGCUACCGAGACAUGUAAUAGCACUCAACUUUUCUAUAAUUUUAUUUGAUAAGAGACGCCAAUACAAGCGUGACAGAGAGGUCAGAAACAAGACACGAAAAUAAUUUUGGCCCAUAUAACAUGCUCAAAAUGAAUAGCACAAGUCGUAUGAUUUUAUUCAUAAACGUUGUGCAAACCUCAAAUAGCUAUAGUUUGUCCUUGUCUGUCACUUUGACAUUUGUGUUUGUUAGAGAGAGACAAGGGUUCCCGGCAAGCUCGGUUCUCCAUACAAACGUAGUUACGCUCUCAUUUUAAAACUAGUAGGUAGUUUGCUCUAAAACUUUGUACUUACAACGGAUAAGGUAUAUCUAUGUCUGUAAUUAGUUUAUGUAGCUUCAGAUAUUAUAGUUAAAAAAAUACAGCGUAUUUAAGUUUUUCAUACAAAACUUGUUUUUGCUCUAUUUCGGUUGUUUUAUGAACUGGAGCUAUAUAAACUAGUUUCAGACCUAGUUAUACCCUAUGUACAAUCCAACACGCAGUUUUAAAAUGAGAACGAAUAGAAACUCCGUUUGUAUGGAGAGGUGAAAUUCGGCCGAGCUUGCCGGGGACUUAACAAACUACUUUAAACUAAUAGAGGCUUGUUAAGUUUUAUGAAUAAGAAGGUUCUUUUGACAAUCUAGUUACGUAUAUAUUUGGAGCACUUUGUGUUGCUACUUUAGUUGCUGACUAUAUUUUAUGGUGUCAGAGACAAUGUAAACUUUUUUAAUUUUGUGCAAAACUAAAAAUGAUUUGAAAAAUGAAAUUAUUAAUUUAAGUUAUGCUUAAAUUAGCUUUAUUUCUCCAAUGAACUGUGAACGAAAAAGAUUUGCGCCAUUACUAUUUCUUUAAUAUGAUUAACUCAUAUAUUAUACUUGAUCACUCGCUAAACUCCUGUAAACAGAACUGUAGAAUAAACUUCUAGUAUUUAGAAAUAUUUUUGAGUAAUAAUUUGAACUAGCGCCUGAGUGGUAUAAGAAAAUUAGGAAGUAAAAUGGUAAAAAUAAUUUAUUGAAAUGCCUAAUGUAUAUUUAUAGUAAACAGCGCAACGAUAUAACUUAAUUAACACUAUAAACGCAUAGAAAACCGGACAAGUGCGAGUCGAACUCGCCCACCGAUGGUUUCGGACUUUUUAGUAUUUGUUGUUAUAGCAGCAACAGAAAUACAUCAUCUGUAAAAAUUUCAACUGUUUAGCUAUCACGGUACAUGAGAUACAGGCUGGUGACAGACAGACGGACAGAGGAGUCUUAGUAAUAGGGUCCCGUUUUAGGGUUCCGUACCCAAAGGGUAAAAACGGGACCCUAUUACUAAGACUCCGCUGUCCGUCCGUCUGUUUGUCCGUCCGUCACCUGGCUGUAUCUCAUGAACCGUGAUAGCUAGACAGUUGAAAUUUUCACAGAUGACGUAUUUCCGUUGCCGCUAUAAGCUAUAACAUAGAGUAACUUAUACUAGAGCAGUACUGUCAUAGUAAAUUUUGUAACCACAGUAAAUUCACUGCCAUCUGUCGACACACUUUAAAACUAAAAAUGAAGAUUUAU